CCCCCUCGGAUCUGUUCCCCCUUCACUUUUCGUUCCGUAAGCAAGCGAGGCUUGCUUUUUUUUUCCCUUUCCAGAGAUGAUGGAAGCGGCGAAGAGGUGGCGGGUGAGCGCGGGGGAAACGGAGGCCUGGAUGGACAGAGCUGUAGAUAUGGCUAAAGAUGCACUUGAGAAUGGUGAAGUACCUGUUGGUUGCCUCAUGGUCUACAAUAAUGAGAUUGUGGGGAAAGGAAGGAAUGAAGUUAACGAAACAAAAAAUGCUACUCGCCAUGCAGAAAUGGUAGCAAUUGAUCAGGUCUUAGAUUGGUGUCAUCAACAUAAGAAGGAACCUGAGGAAGUUUUUACACACACAGUAUUAUACGUCACAGUUGAGCCCUGUAUUAUGUGUGCAGCUGCGCUUCGAAUGAUGAAAAUCCCAUUGGUUGUAUAUGGUUGCCAAAAUGAACGGUUUGGAGGCUGCGGCUCAGUUCUGAAUAUCUCUUCUGCUACCUUAACAGAUACAGGAGAACCAUUUCAAUGCAUAGCCGGUUAUCGAUCUGAAGAAGCUGUGGAGAUGCUGAAAACCUUUUACAGACAAGAGAAUCCAAAUGCACCAAAAUCAAAAGUUCGGAAAAAGGAAUUCAGUAAAUGAGAGGCUGUUGUAAAGUUAACCAGUCUAGAAGAAGAAUAAAUCCUUGAAUGAUCUUCACAAUGCUGACCUUUGCUGGACUAAAUUAUUUAGCUCCAGGAGAUAGAAAAUGACAUACUUGUCCCUCUUUAAUAUGUGGUUGAAUAUAAUAUGCAAGUUAUAAUAAAUUAACAAAUACAGUUGUGGGUCAAAAUGUCUAGUUUGUUUUCCCCUGAGUGCCAACUGGAAAGAUAUUAUUGAAAGAACAAUACCAGCUAAGGCUGAACUCUUGCAACUAUUGAUUUUGAACUUGACAAGAGGUUCAGCUAAUUAGGAUAAUGCAUGCUUUGCCAGUACAGACUCUUGCUGAUUUCUAUUGUCUUGUAAAUUAUUUGGAUAAGAACUCUCUAUAAAACUUUCUGUCAUCUUCCA
This is a messenger RNA of Pantherophis guttatus, 1036 nucleotides long. RefSeq names its product adenosine deaminase tRNA specific 2 (gene ADAT2). The record is from RefSeq and is a predicted model, not a curated record. Gene Ontology annotation, biological process: tRNA wobble adenosine to inosine editing. Gene Ontology annotation, molecular function: zinc ion binding; tRNA-specific adenosine-34 deaminase activity. Lineage: Eukaryota; Metazoa; Chordata; Lepidosauria; Squamata; Colubridae. Gene Ontology annotation, cellular component: cytoplasm; nucleus.